This is a messenger RNA of Telopea speciosissima, 1290 nucleotides long. Its product is annotated as UPF0481 protein At3g47200-like. NCBI's taxonomy places the organism in Eukaryota, Viridiplantae, Streptophyta, Magnoliopsida, Proteales, Proteaceae. The coding region runs from base 1 to 1290 and encodes 429 amino acids. The record is from RefSeq and is a predicted model, not a curated record. The transcript has a single exon.
AUGGCAAGCUCUUCUGCUCUUGUGGUUGGAGAUGAAAUACAGAUUGAGCCUAUUCUACCAGAGUGGUGGAUCUCAAUGACUAGGAAUGGAGAAGAACAAGGAACCUGUCAAUCUUCUAUAUAUAAGCUACAGAGGGUUCCCAUGACUUUGAGAGAGAUUGAGAAAAACAAAGGAUGCUAUGAUCCAAUUGUGGUUUCCAUUGGUCCAUUUCACCAUAGGCAUCCCAAGCUUCAAUCAUUGGAGAAGCUCAAGGCUACAAUUGCACAGAAGUUCAUCUCAGGCCGAGACACCAGAAAAUUCUACUUCAAUUUUGUUGUGGUAAGCCACAAAGCAAGGGACUGUUAUGCUGAAGGUUCAAUUGAUGCAUUCAAAGAUGAUGAAUUUAUGCGCAUGAUGUUCCUGGAUGGUUGUUUUCUUCUCUAUUUUAUUGAUUGUGCGGUGAAAGGCAGGCUCCAGGAUAUGAAGAUGAAAGAUGACCAGAUAGCUUUUGUGUUAAGGGACAUGUUCUUGCUAGAGAAUCAAAUUCCAUUUCUAGUCCUCCAGGCAUUGAUGAGCUUUCGCUUAACUGAAGGGCAACAAAUGAUCCGAAAAUUCAUCGGGAGGCUAUCUGGGGCCAACUCUUCUUCGCAGGAAUACGAUCAUCCUCCUCAUCUCCUCCACCUAGUCUGGAAUGAAUUUGUUGGUGCUACACCUUCGCCGAAGAUAUUUCUAUUUACACAGAAAGAGCACCAUUUAUUUCACCCAUUCAGAUCAAUCCAAGAGCUUCGAGCUGCCGGGAUAGUGUGCAAGAGAAGUACUAGUUCAAGCUUAAGAAGUGUAAAUUUUGUACCUCAACUCAUCCAUGGUGAGCUUUUACUUCCUGCAGUUGUGGUUGAUCAAUCAACUAAGACCAUGUUUUUAAAUCUGGUAGCUUAUGAAGCAUGCCCUGAUGCUUCUAGUGACUUUGCCAUCACCUCCUACAUCUGUCUCCUGGAGUCACUUAUUGCGAAUGCUGAUGAUGUGAAAGAGCUGAGAUCAAAGAACAUAAUCUUUAACUUCCUUGGAGGUGACCAAGAAGUGGCUGAUCUCUUCCACGAUUUGACGGCCAACUUGGUACCAAAUCUUAGUGAAUACCGGGAAGUUACACUCCAUAUUGAAAAUCACUACAGAAGGAAGAUGAACUUUGUGCCUGUGAUGUUAUAUAAAUUCCAUAAGAGUUUCAGGGGCCAAUGGACCCUUUUUGUAUACAUCACAACGAUCAUGAUCAUGCUAAUAUUCAUUGUUCAGACAUAUUUCUCUGUCUUCCAAUAA